CGCAGCCACGCCCCUCCCCGCCGCAGCCACGCCCCGCCUCCUGCAGAGCGGGUUUCCCUCAGCGCCGCCCCCGCGCGCUGGGCGCUGAGCCUCUUCCCCAAGCAUCUGGCGGUUGAAACGGACCAGGCCUUUGGCGAACAUGGCGCUUGUUCCCUGUCAGGUGCUGCGGGUGGCCAUCCUGCUGUCAUACUGUUCUAUCCUGUGCAACUACAAGGCCAUCGAAAUGCCUUCGCAUAAGACCUACGGAGGGAGCUGGAAGUUCCUGACGUUCAUUGAUCUGGUUAUCCAAGCUGUCUUUUUUGGCAUCUGUGUGCUGACCGACCUUUCCAGUCUUCUGACUAGAGGAAGUGGCAACCAAGAGCAAGAGAGGCAGCUCAAGAAGCUCAUCUCUCUUCGGGACUGGAUAUUAGCUGUAUUGGCCUUUCCUGUUGGGAUUUUUGUUGUAGCAGUUUUCUGGAUCAUCUAUGCUUAUGACAGAGAGAUGAUAUAUCCGAAGUUGCUUGAUAAUUUUAUCCCAGGGUGGCUGAAUCAUGGAAUGAUCCCUAGGAGAGCAACUGCCAGAUUAUAUAAGCAUACAACGGUGUUACCCUUUAUAUUAAUCGAGAUGAGGACAUCCCACCAUGAGUAUCCUAGCAGGAGCAGUGGACUCACAGCCAUAUGCACCUUCUCUGUUGGCUAUAUAUUAUGGGUGUGUUGGGUGCAUCAUGUAACUGGGAUGUGGGUAUACCCUUUCCUGGAGCACAUUGGUCCAGGAGCUAGAAUCAUCUUCUUUGGAUCUACCACCAUCUUAAUGAAUUUUUUGUACCUGCUGGGUGAAGUUCUGAACAGUUAUAUCUGGGAUACACAGAAAAGUGCUACCAUGAUGCCAACCUGGCUUCCCUGGGCAAAUGACCUCACCAAUGUGUCCUGGAACCCCACCUCCCCAGAGGUGGGAUUUUCCUGCUUCACUAAGGAAAGAUAAGAAACAGACUGGGGUUAUGGAUUGACCUGUCAAUGUCCAUGUCCAGCAGAGAAGCAAUAACAGAAGCCAGACCUCCCACCCUCUGCACCCCAAAAAGAUCUUUGGUCCAUACUCCCAGAGGGAUAAAGAAUAGGGACCCUUAUAAUGGAGGGGGUGGGAUAUAGAACUUUGAUAGUGGGAAUUAUAUGGAACUGUACCCCUCUUAUGCCACAAUCUUAUCUAUCAUUAUUAAAUCAUUAAUAAAAUUAAUUUUAAAAAAUUAAUUACAAAAGGAAUGGUAUUUGAAUAUAUUAUUUUUAUAGUAAAAUGCACUUUGAGUUGUGAUAGAGUUAAGUGUUAUUAGCUGUAGGGAUUAUCUUGUAUAAUUACAGGACUCCUUGUAAAGAGAUGUGAGAGAAAGAAAUAUGACCAUGUAGCAGAAAGAGGAAGGCAAAGAAGAGGUCUUGAGUGAAACAUUGCAAAUAACCUCCAGAAAGAUUGCCAUAUUGGCCCAUUGAUCAAAUUUUUAGGUAACAUAUUUUAAUGUUUUUUGUUUGUUUGUUUUUACCAGGGCCCUGCUCAGCUCUGGCUUAUGGCAGUGUGGGGGACUGAACCUGGGACUUGAGAGCCUCACACAUGAAUGUCUCUUUGCAUAAUCAUUAUGCUAUACCCCCACCCACAUAUUUUAAUUUUAAGUUACCACAUUUGUGGUAUUUUUUCUUUUUAGAAAACUCGUAGAAUUUAAUGUUUUUGCCUAUUUUAUAAACCAUCCUUAUGCUUUCAAAAAUACAUAAUAAUAGCCACAUUCUAAUAGCUGCAACUAAUAUUUGUGACUUUGUAAUAAUGGCGAUAUUCAGACUGCUGUCCCUCACUAAGCCAAACUUAUCUGCGGUUGGCAAGCUGGUCAGAGUCACUCAAAUUCAUCUGAUUUAUUGAAAUGAAAAUGCUUAGUAUCAUUUAAGAAGUCCUCAUGGAAAUAUCCAAAGACAUUUAGAAGUUGGCAUGUAAUAAAAAAUUUUGAGACAGAUGACCCUAAUUUCAAGUACAAUUAAAAAAAAUUUUGGAGCAGAGACAAAUGCCUUUGCUACAGGAAUAUUUACCAGGAAAAGUGAUAGGUUUGUGUCCAAACUUUAUAGAAAAAAAUAUAUAUAUAUAUAUGUAUAUAUAUUAGUCAAAACAUUCCAUGUAGUAAAAUUUUCUCAAGGGAAUUUUUCAAGCAUGCAAGAUGGUUUUAUAUGUAUGCACAACCAUAUUAAUAAAUUUGAAUAGUAUCAACAUAGAUGUGUGCAGGUACGACAUUUAUUUAUUUGCAAUUAGCACUGAAUGUUCUGGGCCCUCAACAUUUUAUUCUGCCUAAGCCAGACAUCUUAUUUCUUCAUCCAGUUCAGGUUUAAUAUUUAAUCUUGUGCUUGUUUGCAAGUCAAACUGUCAAAAUUUCUUCUCCCCCUUCUCUUCUCUUUGUGCCUAGAUAAAGAGAAUGAACUGAGUUUACAUAGCAAAUGAUAUCAGAUCUGCAGGUUCUGGUUCAGCUGACACUUAGACACUGAAGGGCUGGAAUCCAGAGUUGACUCUGGCUAUAAGGAGGAAUAAAAUUGUUAGGUCUUGGGGAACUCAAAACUGUAAGUAAACUCCUUACACAGUUCCUCUGUUUUCCUUAUCACCAAGGCAACAAGCAAUUAUAAAAAAUCUCUGCUUCUAGAAAUCAUCAGAUUCCUUCCAUGGUUUUUACCAAGCCUAGGGUGAGAACUCAUCUGCCCUGAGACAACCUCUUUCAACUCCAACACCACCAAAUGUUCUGUCAGCUCAUUGUACACAACUCAACUCCCCUAUUUCUUAGCAGAGAUGGCAGAACUUAGGAAACAGAAUUCAGCAGAAAAAAGAAAAACAUUGAACAAAUAGAAACUUUCUAUUCCGUGCCAUGACUUUACUAAAUUUUGCCUGAGUGCCACAGAUAACAUGCAGGUGGGCUAAAAGUAUCAUCUGGGAAGACUGUGUCAGAGCUGAGAAUAGGACCAGAAAGCUAGAUCAGGGCAGAGAGUAAGCUCCCAAAAAUGGGGAAUAUAUAUAAGUACUGUUAACUGUGAACACCACUGAUUUGACCUAUGAUCCAUGUCUAUUGAUAUUUAGCACAGAACCUUUGGCAUGAUUUCUUUGGCUUCUCAUAGUCAUUGAAGAUCUCAGAUAUAUGUCUGUAUCACAGUAACUGAAAAGGUAUAAUUGUCAACUCCUCCUUUACUGGGAAAAACUUUGAGCGGAUUCUCAUUUACUUUGAUCUUUCUAACAACUGAAUAAACAUUGCAGUUACAGCUUUCCCGCUUUCUUUUUUUUAUUAGCAAUUCAAUAUUGAUUUACAAAAUUACAUGUCAAUGUCAGGGGAGGGAAUAGACUUAAUAUCUCAAGUUCCCUAACUGCCUAGACCAUAGCUCUAAGCACAAAUAUUUGUUUUUGCCUAGCCAUUUAAUAUCUUAGAUCUCAAAUAUGAUCAAAUUCUGAUAAUGGGAUUGUAAGGGCUUGACCUGAAGAACGCCAUCUUUGCCCUCCAGUGGCCCUGCCAGUGUUAGUCACUUCCAGGAAAGUUCUUGCCCCACUAGAUGAUCCAGUACAUUUAUGAAAUGCUCUUAAGAAAGAGGGAGUAGCAGGUGUGGAUUUCUCUAAAAAAAAAAAAAGGUAUGGAGGAUCAAAAAGGGGAGUUCUAAAAUUAACUGCCUAUAUUAGCUUCUGUACCAAGUUCUGCACACAACUUACUUGCAAAAGUUGUGGGUUUUGCCUUUAUACCCACCCAGCUGUGUAACAGGGUCACUACUGCUCUCUGAACAGCAUUUUGUUGGAGAGACAGUCCCCAGCCAGGCCCAGCCAGGCCCAGUCAGGCCCAACCGGGUAGUAAAGACUCUCAUAAUUAGA
This is a messenger RNA of Erinaceus europaeus (western European hedgehog), 3841 nucleotides long. RefSeq names its product androgen induced 1 (gene AIG1). The record is from RefSeq and is a predicted model, not a curated record. The transcript is spliced from 7 exons. The coding region runs from base 140 to 961 and encodes 273 amino acids. NCBI's taxonomy places the organism in Eukaryota, Metazoa, Chordata, Mammalia, Eulipotyphla, Erinaceidae. Gene Ontology annotation, cellular component: membrane; endomembrane system.